Molecule: messenger RNA, 255 nt
Organism: Puccinia triticina
Lineage: Eukaryota; Fungi; Basidiomycota; Pucciniomycetes; Pucciniales; Pucciniaceae
Exons: 2
Coding region: 1-255 (84 amino acids)
Biological process (GO): attachment of spindle microtubules to kinetochore
Cellular component (GO): mitotic spindle; DASH complex
Source: RefSeq, a predicted model, not a curated record
AUGGCCAGUUCGACCAAGAUCCGACAGACGACCAGCAAAGUGGAGGCCGAGGUUCUCGAUGAAUAUGCUCGAAUGGUGGAGCUCCUAGAUCGCAUGUCUAAUUCGGCACACGAGCUUUCGACUCUGCCGCCGUAUUUGUUGGAAGGCCUGUUGCCACUAGAGCGGAAGAUGGGAUUGGUGUUGACUUUAUUCAAAGCUUCGGUCUGGUCGGUCCUUGUCCAAAAACAAAGGGAAUCUGAAAAUCGACACCAUUAA